Messenger RNA from Epinephelus lanceolatus (giant grouper), 2616 nucleotides. RefSeq names its product phospholipid phosphatase 6 (gene plpp6). The record is from RefSeq and is a predicted model, not a curated record. NCBI's taxonomy places the organism in Eukaryota, Metazoa, Chordata, Actinopteri, Perciformes, Serranidae. Gene Ontology annotation, molecular function: sphingosine-1-phosphate phosphatase activity.
ACUAUGUUAAUGCAUUUUAUUGUAUUCAUUCUGUAUUUUGGGGAAAUUCAAAGUGCGCUUACAGAGACAGAAGACUCAGAAGACGCCGUUCACGUGCGCAUUUCCAGAAAAACACAAUUUCCCAGGAACCUUUGCGCGGAGAACAACAAAGAUGGCGAUUCAGCUCAAUGUUUCAGGACGUGAUAAGAAUUUUGAAACGUACAACAGAUGACUUAAAGGAGCGACAACCGGCACAGCACUGCAGAGUAUUUACCACUGCGGGUCAACUACAUCACACCCGACUACGUUAGCAGGUUAACAGGUGAAAUGCCUUCUCCUAAAGCUAAAAACCCCGGUCGCAGCGGAGGAAGCCCGGUGCUCGGCAGCUCCAACGGCCGAUACGAGUUCAUGUCGCUGACGAAGCCGCUGAACCGGUCCUCGCCGCCGCUUCUCCUCCAGCGGCAGGGAUCCGACCCGACCACCGCCCGCCUGCGAGCCUCGGAGAGCCCCACUCGGCGCCGGGGAUCCAGCUCCUCCACGGGCUCUGGGAGCGGCCAGGGGCUGGCAGAGGAGGACGGUAUACGGCUCAACCCCUCCUUUAUCCGCGUAGCGCUGAGCUCGCUCCUCGCCAUCGACCUGUGGAUGUCUAAGCGCUUGGGGGUGUGUGCCUGUGAGGACUCGUCCUGGGGGAGUGUGCGCCCGCUAAUGAAACUGAUAGAGAUAUCGGGACAUGGCAUCCCCUGGCUGGCUGGGUCCGCCUACUGUUUGUACAAGAGUGACAGCGCCGCAGGACAAGAAGUCAUGCUCAACCUCCUCAUGGGCCUGCUGUUGGACCUGGUCCUGGUCGGCAUUGUUAAGGCAGUGGUGCGUCGGCGUCGGCCCGCGCAUAACCGCAUGGACAUGUUCGCCACCUUUUCCGUGGACCGCUACUCCUUCCCUUCAGGCCACGCCACCCGUGCCGCCAUGUGUGGGCGCUUCCUGCUGGCUCACCUCGUGCUGGCCGCCCCGCUGAGGGUCCUCGUCCUGCUGUGGGCCAGCCUGGUGGGGCUGAGCCGAGUGCUGCUGGGCCGGCACAAUGUGACUGACGUGAUGUUUGGGUUCUGGAUGGGCUAUUGCCAGUAUAACCUUAUAGAGAUGUUGUGGCUUUCACCUCAAACCCUGCAGGGGCUGCUGGGACAGUUAGCUUAACACUGAGGGGAUAGAGGGAGGAGGGAUGGCGGUUUAAAUCUUGAUUGUCAGAGCACCUGCAUACCUUUUGUCUUUUAGACUGAUAUAUAAGAGGAAUUGUCUUUUGACUAGAGAAGAGCGCUCUAUCAAACACAGCUGUGUUCUGCUUUUAUCCAACAAUUAAGGUGCAAGUGUGUAGGGUUUAGGGGGAUCUAUCGGUUGACGUGGAAUUUAACAUUUCUAAUUAUGUUUUCAUUAGUGUGUAAUCACCUGAAAAUAAGAAUCGCUGUGUUUUUGUUAGCUUUUUAUGAACCCCUCAUGUCAACACAGGGAGCAGAUUCUCUUCCAUUGAGCCCAGCAUGUUCCACUACCAUGUUUCUACAGUAGCCUAGAAAGGACAAACCAAACACUGGCUUUAGAGAGGGCAGUUUUUUUUUGCAUUUUUUCGUUACCUGAAGGCCACUGUAGGUUCAUAUACACAUUUGAAAAGAGAGGUGUGAGCAGAGUGGUAUUAAGUUGGUUGCAAUUUGCAAACUUACCACUAGAUGCCACUAAAGUUUACACACUGCUCCUUUGAAGUCAGAAUCCAGCCGAAUUCAGCCCUCAUUUUGAGAUUUCGAUAACUAGGCUGCCGUUAGUAAAACGUACAAGAUUUUUAAUCAGCGUAGACCACAAGAAACAGAUUUGUCCACAUUAUUUCCUUCAACUCUAAGUAAGCUUUUGUUGCUGAGGAAGUGUUAAUCGUGUGAGCCCUCCACUUGAGGAUUUGACUUAGAUAUACCCUGUAUACACUACAGAAGAAAGGUUAAAUAAUCAGUCAAGCUUUAUUCAAUAAAAACACACGCAAACAGCAGUAAAUAGUACAACUUUACUACAUUUUACUAAAUACUGUUAUGUAAAAGUAAAUGAUGCUGUUCCCUGUUCAGAGGGUCAAAGUGUCCAUUAACAACUGCUGUUUAACAGCUGCUCACAAACCUGAUUGUUUCAUAGCGUGCUCACAGCGUCCCCUCCUGUUCUUAAACUUUUAUUUCUACUUUACAUCUGAUAGGAUUAAACAUUAAAUCAUCUCAAGUAGACACACCCAACCCCUCAUAAACUCUAAGUGGACCAAUAUACUUUCCUUAUUGACUUUGGCAUCCCUAUUUCUUUGAAAGUAUCACUGUUGCAUUACCAGUCGACCAAAGCAUAUCAUAGAUUACUGAUUACUAAUCAACUCUGAAAGAUCACAUAUGCGCAACCUCAUUAUUAUCAGGGGAUAUACGUCAGAAGUCAGAAGUGUGUGGAAUCCUCUUCUCUGGGCACUGACAGUUUCAAAUAGUGUAAUGAGGCUGAAGACUAACAUAAUGUACAAUACAUCUGUCCAUAAGAGAAUGGAAAAAAACAUACUGAAGGUGAUAACUGUAUAUCUUUACAUCUUCAUUGUAAAGUAAUAAACCUUCCGUUCACUAAAUAUAACCCUCUAAACUGAUA